GCAGCAGGGAUGAUGAUGCUGCUACCUUGUCGCUAGCAGGUCGCAGCUAACUGAGACAGGGACAGUCCGGUGCGGCUACACGGGGGGACAUGUCCCGCCAUUUCUAACGCAACCCGAGGACCGUGUGGGUUUUAUUUCUCAUUUUUUAUAUCGCCUCUACACAAACGGGACUGACCGUCCAAACUCUGGCGACAAUGACGACGCGGUCAGAGAGAGAAAAAGCUCAGAAACUGAACGAGCAGCAUCAGGCCAUCCUGUCCAAACUGCUGAGAGAGGAGGACAACAAGUACUGCGCUGACUGCGAGGCCAAAGGUCCUCGAUGGGCGUCGUGGAACCUCGGCGUGUUCAUGUGCAUCCGUUGCGCUGGCAUCCACCGCAACCUGGGCGUCCACAUCUCAAGAGUCAAAUCCGUCAAUCUGGAUCAAUGGACACCUGAGCAGAUCCAGAGCAUGGUGGACAUGGGCAACAGCAGGGCCCGAAAGCUGUACGAAGCCCACCUACCGGAGAACUUCAAACGGCCACAAACAGACCAAGCAGUGGAAGUUUUCAUCCGGGACAAGUACGAGAGGAAAAAGUACUACGACAAGGAAGCCGUGGCCACAGCUCCACAGAAGUCCUCCGAAGCCGCUCCUCCCUCUGCAUCGCCGUCCUCCCAGCCUGACAGGAGCAGACAGGAGAAGGAGCGAGAAAAGAAAAAAGAGGAGAAGAAGAAAGAGAAAGACGGCGACAAGGUAGAGAGACACAAUAACACAAAGCAUUCAGAGAGCAGAGCCAGUCCCAAGAAAGGCAGCGAGCUGGCCGUGGACCUGCUGGGUCUGGAUGCUCCUGAGGGCGGUGGGAAGGACUCAGGUGGUUCUGCACCAAUUGGCGAUGAACUGGAUAUCUUUGGACCAAUGGUCUCGAACCCUCUCCCCUCAUCCACCAACACACAGCAGGCUAAGUCUACUUCCAGUGCAGCGUCUCCGCAGGUGGACCCCUCCACCUCCUCCUCUGUCUCCUCCUCCACCUGCACCACUACCACCACAAAGGCGGAGGAGAAGAAGAAGCUUUUAUCCAAAGACUCCAUCCUGUCUCUGUACGCCAGCAGCUCAGUGGGCGGCCAGCCGCAGAGCCAGCCACAGCCUGCUGCAGGACAAGCAGGUGCAUACAUGGGCCAGGCGCAGAUGCAGUUCGCUCCGCAGGGCUUCUCCCCAGCGAUGGGCGGAGCCGCCCCAUCGACCACCAUGGUGGGCGGAGGGGCCAUGAUGUCCGGCAUGGCGCUGCCAAACGGGGGCUACAUGGGCAUGCAGCAGCAGGGCGUACCACCGGCCGGACAAGGACAGAACAUGUACAGCAUGCAGCAAGGACAGUGGAGCACAAGCCAGGAGCAAGAAAAAGAGAUCUGAUGCAGCUUCUCUGGGGUUCCAUCCAAGGAGACGGCAUCGUGCAGCGUUCAAGGCUCAUAUCAAGUAUUCCUAAUGACUUGGGGAAACUAUAAAACAUUUGGGCGGGCGCUGUAGCUGAUCAUUUAAAGAAUAUACACAUAGUCUAAAUAAUGGUGUGUUCGCACUACAAGCAACAAAAGCUACAGCUUGGUUAGUCGCCAUUGGAGUUAGUCUGGUUGGACUGGAGCAACAGUUGAGCAACAACAAUAACAAAAAAGUUGAAUGAAGCUCAGACCGUUGCUUCUUAUCUCCGGCCUCCAUUGAAAAUGUGUGGUAGCUCGUUGCUCUCUCAAUGCUAGUGUGAACGCACCAUAGGACUUCUGGGAUUCACUCAGUAAUUACUCGGAUACUCCCCCGGGGUCUCCCUGGGUAUUUUUGGUAGCCAUGCUGUGAUGUUUUGAAGUGAGGAAACUGGCUGGAGAACCAGUUAAAGGUCCCAUAUUAUGCAAAACUCACUUUAUAAUGGUUUUCUAACAGUAAUAUGUUAGAGGCCCUAGAAGUGAAAAUAUUCUGUCACUUCCUUCACUUCGUGCUCCACUUUUUAGCGAAUGUGUGCUCAAACAGGCGGAACUGAGAUUUUUCCCUUCAUGACGUCAUGUAGGGAAAUCACCACUCCUUCCAGUACCACACUUCCUUUGACCCGCCCCCCCCGGAUAGAUGAGCCCGAGCGGGUGCCAUUUUAUCUUCUCAUAAACCCUCAUAAACAUACAUGUCAAAGGUACGAGCAUUGUUGGUUGCAUCAACGAACCGUAACAAUUACCCUUACAAUUAGCGGAAGCUACCAUUAGCUACAUGUCAGUAACUGUAACAACAGAUACGAACAAACUAAGUGUAACAUAUUCAGACACACAAUGUUUUCAACUAAUCAUUAAGAAGAGUCUGAACUCCUUCAGGAACGUCUCCUUCUGGGUCAGAUUCUGGUUCAAGCUGGUAAAGUAAAGAGGGUGUGGAGUGGGCGUGGACAGACACAGCUCAUUAGCAUUUAAAGGUACAGACACAGAAUCAGUCUAUUCUCAGUAGAGCUCACUAGAGCCACUUUUUGAUUGGCUGAAAUUCAGGACCAAGGCUGAAUUUGGGGUAAUACACUUAGAAAACAAUAAUGUUGGACCUCUGACAUCUGUAUGAAAUUGUUGAAAAAAUGUAUAAUAUGUGACCUUUAAGAUAUUCCUCAUUGUUGAAUUUAGCUGAUAUUACCCCACCACCCUACUUUCCUCCACUCCCUGAGGCAAAUUCAUUUUCUGCUGACAUCACAGCGGUUUGUCUUCACUGCACUUUAAAUAGCAGAGCAGGUACCCCGUCUCUCGCUGCCUGAUCAUUGUUGUCGAACAUCGCUUCAUUUAAGCAAACAAACUGUCGAUCGACUUCCAAACGGCCAGGCAGGAAAUCCUGGACAGUGUUUCUCCUUCCAUGUAACGGCGCCGUCUCCGCCGCGUGUUCUUGACAUCCGCCAUGUUCAUUGUGGUGCUUUGUUGUGUGCUGUGCAAGAAAAGCAGCAGUUAGCCUGCAGCAGAUAAACCUGGACGACAAUCAGAGGGCGGGGCGACCGGCAGGAUGGGGGUACGGGCGAGCGGGGCUGGACAGCGAUGGAGACGGGGGACCUGUAUGACGGUUCUUGAUUGGUCCCUAACAUCACUGUCCAGUCCUAUGAAGAACAGAAGAGCAAUAAACCCACUCGGAUGCACACAGGGUCCCUCUGCCAUGCAAUAACUGGAACACUCUGCUGAAAACAUGUUGAAUAAAUCUAAUGUCCUCCAGGUUUAUUUCCAGUGUGUUUACAUUUUCUGGUGCCUAGUACAGAGAAAGAAAAAAAGAAAAUUAAAUAAAAGUGGUUUUCGUGCAUUAAAAACCGUAAAUGUACAGGAAGUUUUCUGUGUUUCUGUCCAGUGGCUCCUGGAACUCUCCUUUCUUUUUCCUCCUGUUCCAGGUUUUAUGAGAGGGGUCAUUUGGAAUAAAAGCUGUUGAAUCCUG
Messenger RNA from Mugil cephalus (flathead mullet), 3392 nucleotides. It is a transcript of the gene smap1, whose product is annotated as small ArfGAP 1. The transcript is spliced from 11 exons. Gene Ontology annotation, molecular function: metal ion binding; GTPase activator activity. Lineage: Eukaryota; Metazoa; Chordata; Actinopteri; Mugiliformes; Mugilidae. The coding region runs from base 195 to 1385 and encodes 396 amino acids. Gene Ontology annotation, biological process: regulation of clathrin-dependent endocytosis. The record is from RefSeq and is a predicted model, not a curated record.